Molecule: messenger RNA, 180 nt
Organism: Histoplasma mississippiense
Lineage: Eukaryota; Fungi; Ascomycota; Eurotiomycetes; Onygenales; Ajellomycetaceae
Exons: 2
Coding region: 1-180 (59 amino acids)
Source: RefSeq, a predicted model, not a curated record
AUGGUUUUCGGAAGACGAAGGAAUCCCGAGAGAGACCUUCCCACCGUAGGGGAAACUAAUGGUUUCUUCAACAUUUUUUACUCUGAGAACUAUUGGGUUCUGAAGCGGCAACAUCCCUGGAAGGAAGGCUUGGGAAACAAAGGACUUAUUUGUCUAGUCGACCGGCCACUGAAGCGAUAG